UCGAAAGUGAUCCAUAUAACGGCCAAUUACGGCGGGUCAAACCAAAUUUACAUCUAUGCCAUCAUCUCCCAAAUUCUUUCAUUCCCAAAUUACAGCUAUGCUUUAAUUUUCUCCACCGGAUGUGGUAACCGUUGUCUCUCCGACCUAAGAACCGUCCGGGUUCUUUGGGACCGACCCGAGAUUGUGGAUAACGGGGAAGAUGUUGAUAAUGGGAUCAAAAGACAUAAAGUUAUGGGCUUUGUUGGGGUCCAAACCGGGUUCCGUUCAGCCGGUCGGAGGAAGACUUGGCUUCCUUCUGAUCGUCAAGGCCUUCAACGGUUGGAAGAAUCAACAGGAUUAGCUUUUAGGUUUAUAAUUGGUAGAACAAAUGAUAAAUCAAAGAUGGAAGAGCUGGGAAAAGAAGUAGCAGAAUAUGAUGAUUUCAUUUUGUUAGAUAUUGAGGAAGGAUACAGUAAACUUCCAUACAAAACGUUAGCAUUCUUUAAAGCUGCCUAUGCACUCUAUGAUUCCGACUUCUAUAUCAAAGCUGAUGAAGACAUUUAUUUGAGGCCAGAUCGGCUAUCACUUCUAAUAGCAAAACAACGUUCUCACCCGCAUAGUUACAUCGGAUGCAUGAGAAAGGGUCCGGUAUUUACCAAUCCUAAGCUGAAAUGGUAUGAGCCACAAUCCCGUCUUCUAGGCUCGGGGUACUUUCUUUAUGCCUAUGGUCCUAUAUAUGCUCUUUCUGCUGAUAUUGUUGCAAGUUUGGUUACUCUGCGGAACAACAGUUUUCGGAUGUUUAGCAAUGAAGAUGUUAAGAUUGGUGCAUGGAUGCUUGCAAUGAAUGUCAACCAGGAGCAUAACCGAAAUUUGACUGAGACAUCAUGUUCAUCAACAUCAAUAGCUGUCUGGGAUAUCCCCAAAUGUUCAGGUCUAUGUAAUCCGGAGGCACAGCUAUUGGAACUCCAUCAGCAAGAAAUCUGCUCAAAUAGUUCGAUUUUUCCAUCGGACGAUAAAUUGCUUUCCUUGGUCUAAAUCGAAACGGAUUUUUCUGAUCUGGACGAGGCGUAUAGGAGAACUGCCUACUCUGCUAAGUUGAUCUUGCUGCCAUGGUACACAUCUUAACUUCCCUCCUUCAAUUAUACCAAGCCAGUUUUGUCUUCUACAAAAGGUUUUAGUAACAUACAAAUCUUUCUUUUUACUGACGAUGUAAGUUGCCGGAACAGUUCUACAUUACAAUUCUUUUUACCAUUUUUAAAGGUUAACACGAGAAUCCAAUCCACAUGGUUCCGUUGCCUAUUGUAAAAUGUGCUGUGCUACAAAUUGUGAUUGAA
Molecule: messenger RNA, 1313 nt
Organism: Hibiscus syriacus
Lineage: Eukaryota; Viridiplantae; Streptophyta; Magnoliopsida; Malvales; Malvaceae
Product: probable beta-1,3-galactosyltransferase 14
Exons: 7
Cellular component (GO): Golgi membrane
Molecular function (GO): hexosyltransferase activity
Source: RefSeq, a predicted model, not a curated record